This is a messenger RNA of Melanaphis sacchari, 386 nucleotides long. It is a transcript of the gene RpS21, whose product is annotated as 40S ribosomal protein S21. Gene Ontology annotation, cellular component: cytosolic small ribosomal subunit; ribosome. NCBI's taxonomy places the organism in Eukaryota, Metazoa, Arthropoda, Insecta, Hemiptera, Aphididae. Gene Ontology annotation, biological process: endonucleolytic cleavage to generate mature 3'-end of SSU-rRNA from (SSU-rRNA, 5.8S rRNA, LSU-rRNA); translation; endonucleolytic cleavage in ITS1 to separate SSU-rRNA from 5.8S rRNA and LSU-rRNA from tricistronic rRNA transcript (SSU-rRNA, 5.8S rRNA, LSU-rRNA). The record is from RefSeq and is a predicted model, not a curated record. Gene Ontology annotation, molecular function: structural constituent of ribosome. The transcript is spliced from 4 exons. Bases 113 to 364 code for a protein of 83 amino acids.
UCAUUCUCGAGUUCUUAAUUUUCUUUAAUAUAUUUACUUCCCUAAAUUUUUUUUAGAUUUCUUUCGAUCUAGAAUUUUUGAAUUGUGAAUUCAGAAACUUACAAAAUUCAAAAUGCAGAACGACGCCGGAGAAUUCGUUGACCUGUACUGCCCAAGGAAAUGCUCUGCCAGCAACCGUAUCAUUCCUGCUAAAGAUCACGCUUCUAUUCAGAUCAAUUUAGCCGAAAUCGACUCGUCCACUGGUCGCAUAACAGGAAAUCAUAAAAUCUUGACCAUUAGUGGAGCUAUUCGUCGUAUGGGAGAGUCAGAUGACUGCAUAACAAGGUUAGCAAAAGAACACGGGAUUGUAGCUAAGAAUUUCUAGGAUAACUAAUGUUAUAAAUUUU